Messenger RNA from Lycium ferocissimum, 1750 nucleotides. Its product is annotated as ethylene-responsive transcription factor RAP2-7-like. Lineage: Eukaryota; Viridiplantae; Streptophyta; Magnoliopsida; Solanales; Solanaceae. Gene Ontology annotation, molecular function: DNA binding; DNA-binding transcription factor activity. The coding region runs from base 242 to 1558 and encodes 438 amino acids. The transcript has 11 exons. Gene Ontology annotation, biological process: regulation of DNA-templated transcription. The record is from RefSeq and is a predicted model, not a curated record.
CUCACCCCCACGCACAAAACGUUUCUCCAUUGCCACUCUCUUCUCUAACUUCUCUCUCUCUAUAUUAAUACCCAUAUAUAGCCGGCCAUUGCCCUCAUUUGAUUCCAUUUUCAAUGCCCUUAUUGUCAUUUUCACCCUCUAUAAAUGCCAAUGUCUGUACCUACUUAAUCUGAAAAAAACCCAUUUUUCUUAAUUCAUCUUCAAGUUUAAGUUGAUUGUGUUGUUUUUUUUUACUUACAAUAUGUUUGACCUUAAUCUUGGUUUCGAUGAUAAUGCCAUGGUUGAUACUGUUACGACGUCGGAUAAGCUAUCAUUUUCCGGUACAUCUAAUUCAUCCAUUGUUAACGUGGAAACAACUUCCUGUACUACUGCCGAUGAUGAGUUUAUUUCGUGUUCCGAUCAUCAACAACAUUUCCCUAAUGGAUACACAUUUGAUAUACUAAGAAACCAUGAUUACGUGGAAACUGAGUUGUUGACCAAGGAGUUAUUCCCGUUGACCGGUGGAGGAGAGGCGGUGGUGCCAGCUCAGCAGCAACAGUGGUUGGAUCUAUCGGGUAAUUACAGUGGUCCAGCGGAGCAGAGGAUUGUUGUUGUACAACCACCAGAGCAGAGAGUACAACAAGUGAAGAAGAGUAGAAGAGGACCUAGGUCAAGGAGUUCACAAUAUCGUGGUGUUACUUUUUAUCGUAGAACUGGUCGUUGGGAAUCUCACAUUUGGGAUUGCGGGAAACAAGUUUAUUUGGGAGGCUUUGAUACUGCACAUGCUGCUGCUAGGGCAUAUGAUCGUGCUGCGAUUAAAUUUAGAGGACUUGAUGCAGAUAUCAAUUUCAAUGUCAGUGAUUAUCAUGAUGAUCUAAAGCAGAUGGCAAACUUUUCAAAGGAAGAAUUCGUGCACAUACUUCGACGACAGAGCACUGGUUUCUCUAGAGGAAGUUCGAAAUACAGGGGAGUUACGCUUCACAAAUGUGGACGAUGGGAAGCUCGGAUGGGGCAGUUUCUUGGAAAGAAGUAUAUCUAUCUUGGAUUGUUUGACAGCGAGAUAGAAGCUGCAAGGGCGUAUGAUAAGGCUGCUAUAAAAUGCAACGGAAGGGAGGCAGUCACCAAUUUUGAGCUAAGCACUUAUGAAGGGGAAUUAAGUACUGAGGCUGAUAAUGGAGGUCCGAUGCAUAAUUUAGAUCUGAACUUGGGAAUAGCCCCAUCUGUUUUAGCCGAUCACCAGCAUGGCAACACAUUCCAGUGUGCUACAUAUGAUUUGCCUGAAUAUAGAGGAGCCUUGAAAUCUCCUUCUACCACAAUGGGAAAUAAAGUGCCUCAUGGCCCUCUGCUCUGGAAUGGAGUGAAUACCAGUAUAUUUCCCCCAUUUAAGGGAACGGCAAUAGGGAAGGGUAUGGAAGUUGAUUCUUCAGUGCCACUCUUCUCUACUGCAGCAUCAUCAGGAUUCGCUAAUUCAACAACAGCUGCUGUUCAUCUACCUCGCUUUUCUACUGGACAAUUACCGUAUCAUCAUUCACCAUCACUUGCCCAUAUGAACUUUGCACAUCAUUACUGCAGAAGCUGAAGUAGUUUGUUUGCUAUUAGAUCAAAAGUGCCUAUGCAAUAUGUUUUUUUCAAAUUGAAUUCUAGUUUACUUAGGAAUGAGCCAGUGUGGAACUUGAUAACUUUGCUGUACAAAGUUUCAGAACAGCAUUUUUACAUUGCUUCGAUAGUUCUGACUAUUAUUGAGAAUAUUCAUUUGUAGCUUCAUGCUCAA